GGAGUCCAAAUAAAAAUUCUCCAAAUUCGCGCGGAGCAGGUAUGCGCCGACCUUUUCUUCGCUGGGAAGUCUCAGCGAACGCAAAACGCAGAGGAAAAGAAAAACCAUAAAUAUGGCAUUAUCGACUCUUCUCUACAUCAGUUCCACUUCCUUCCCUCCUCUUCACCUCCCUAAAUCUCCAAUACCUUUCAACAAAAUUCUAUCUCUUCCUACUCCUCGUCCUAGAUUUCCCACUUCGUCGCUUUCGCCCCACAGACCCAAAGCUUUUCCAAUGCAGGGAAUUCUAUCGGAGGCCAUUAACUUGAUCCACUCUUCGCCGCCCACUUGGCGAUCUGCUCUCUUCAACAACCUGUUGAUUUUCAUUGUUGGGUCUCCUAUUCUAGUAUCUGGGCUUUCUCUAUCUGGUAUUUGCGCUGCGUUUCUUUUGGGCACUCUCACUUGGCGCGCUUUUGGGCCAUCUGGGUUCCUCCUCGUUGCUUCUUACUUCGUUAUAGGCACAGCAGCUACGAAAGUGAAAAUGGCGCAAAAGGAAGCACAGGGAGUGGCUGAGAAGAGGAAGGGAAGAAGGGGACCUGGCAGUGUGAUUGGUUCCAGUGCUGCUGGUUGUGUGUGCGCUUUUUUGUCGAUAAGUGGAGUAGGGGGAGAAGCAUUUUCUCGGCUAUGGGAACUUGGUUUUGUUGCCAGUUUCUGUACUAAGUUGAGUGAUACCGUCUCUAGUGAGAUAGGAAAGGCAUAUGGAAAAACUACGUACCUUGUUACAACAUUCAAGGUAGUUCCAAGGGGAACAGAAGGGGCUGUAAGUGUUGAGGGAACAUUAGCUGGAUUGUUGGCAUCAAUUCUUCUUGCCUCUAUUGGUUGUUUCAUGGGUGAAAUUCUUGCCCCUGAAGCAGUUAUAUGUGUGAUAGCUUCCCAGAUUGCUAAUUUUGGUGAGAGCAUAAUAGGUGCUUCACUCCAAGAGAAGGAAGGAUUUCGAUGGCUUAACAAUGACGUCGUCAAUGUCCUCAACAUAUCUAUUGGCUGCAUUUUAGCAGUCCUGAUGCAGCAAGUUAUACUCCAGAACUUGCAUGCAUAAAUCUGUAAAACUACUUUAGAAGCUCAGAUGCCUGGUUACUCAUCUGCUUUGAAAUUCUCAACACACUACGUACAUUUCAUCAAUGAAGAAAGUGUGAAAAGAGAUAGAGUAAGGCAUUUGCUUCGUUUCACUUGUAUGGUUAUGUUCAAAGAAAGAUACCCUCCCUUAUCGACAGAUGGUCUGAGAUACGUGGGCAUCGUUCGUGAUGUAUAUCCUAGUUCUUAGUCUUUUCUCCACUUUACAGUUAACAACCAAAAGAGCUUCCACAACUAAUUUGUUUAUUUUGCAGCCUAAAGUUUACUUUAUACUCGAAUUCUAUCGUAUAUCUGUAGACAUGAAAAUGUAGCAAACUCGGUGUAGGUGGACUCGUGUAAAUUCUGUUGAAGAAUACUGUUUUACGUAAAAACAAAGCACAUAGAGUUUUUUUGCUGUGUGUUGCUAA
Manihot esculenta (cassava) is the source of this 1514-nucleotide messenger RNA. RefSeq names its product protein VTE6, chloroplastic. Gene Ontology annotation, cellular component: chloroplast inner membrane. The record is from RefSeq and is a predicted model, not a curated record. The transcript has 5 exons. Bases 113 to 1072 code for a protein of 319 amino acids. NCBI's taxonomy places the organism in Eukaryota, Viridiplantae, Streptophyta, Magnoliopsida, Malpighiales, Euphorbiaceae.